Myotis brandtii (Brandt's bat) is the source of this 525-nucleotide messenger RNA. Its product is annotated as egl nine homolog 1-like. The transcript has 2 exons. Gene Ontology annotation, molecular function: peptidyl-proline 4-dioxygenase activity; ferrous iron binding. The annotation marks the transcript as partial. Gene Ontology annotation, biological process: cellular response to hypoxia; peptidyl-proline hydroxylation to 4-hydroxy-L-proline. Lineage: Eukaryota; Metazoa; Chordata; Mammalia; Chiroptera; Vespertilionidae. Gene Ontology annotation, cellular component: cytoplasm; nucleus. The record is from RefSeq and is a predicted model, not a curated record.
UGCGAGGGGCUGAGCCAGGCCGGCGGCCUGCGGCCCAUCAGGCAGACAAGCCGCUGCCUGCGCUGAAGCUGGCGCUGGAGCACAUUGUGCGCUGCAUCGACAAGCACGGCAUCUGCGUGUGGACGAAUUCCUGUGCGCGGAGCCCGGGCGGCAGAUCGGCCUUCACGGUGGUCGAAUUCCUGUGCACGGAGCCCGGGCCGCAGAUCGGCAAGGUGGUCCGCGCCCUGCGCGACACAGGCAAGUUCACGGACCGCCAGCUGGUCAGCCAGAAGAGCGACUUUUCCAAGAACAUCCGAGGCGAUCAGAUCCCAUGGAUCGAGCGAGGGCAAGGAGCCCGGCUGGGAGACCAUUGGGCUGCUCAUGAGCCCCAGGGACGACCUGAUCCCUGUUCGUCUGUGUAUUAAGUGAGGUGAAUUUUCAGCCUCCGGAUAGCAUCACUGAGAUCUCAUCUUUUAUUGGCCCUAAAAAGACUAAGUAUUUUUAUAAAUUAAGCAAAACUCCGUGGUCUGGACAAAAUAUUUAAUA